GCCUGACAGCAGCAGCUGCAGCGGCAGCAGCUGCCACCAACGCCGCCAUAGCAGAAGCAAUGAAAGUGAAAAAAAUUAAAUUGGAAGCUAUGUCCAACUAUCAUGCAAAUAAUAACCAGCAUGGAGCAGACUCUGAAAAUGGAGAUCUGAAUUCAAGUGUCGGCAGCAGUGAUGGUUCUUGGGAUAAGGAAAAACUCCAGUCUCCCCCCACCCAAGGAUCACAGGCCUCUGUUAACCACCCCAACUUGCCUGGACAGCAUAAUGUUCCAGUUAGCCAUCCUCUCAACCCUCUUCAACAGAACCACCUUCUGCCAAAUGGAUUGGAACUUCCUUUUAUGAUGAUGCCCCACCCGUUAAUUCCUGUGAGCCUACCUCCAGCAUCUGUCACGAUGGCAAUGAGCCAGAUGAAUCACCUUAGUACCAUCGCCAACAUGGCGGCAGCAGCACAAGUGCAGAGUCCUCCAUCCAGAGUUGAGACAUCUGUUAUUAAGGAACGUGUUCCAGACAGCCCUUCUCCUGCUCCUUCUCUUGAAGAGGGCCGAAGACCUGGCAGCCAUCCAUCUUCUCACCGAAGCAGCAGUGUGUCCAGCUCUCCUGCACGGACCGAGAGUUCUUCAGACAGAAUCCCUGUCCAUCAGAACGGGCUAUCUAUGAACCAAAUGCUGAUGGGUUUGUCACCUAAUGUCCUGCCUGGACCUAAGGAGGGUGAUCUGGCUGGUCAUGACGUGGGACAUGAGACAAAAAGAAUACACAUUGAGAAAGAUGAGACCCCGCUCUCCACACCAACCGCAAGAGACAGCCUUGACAAACUUUCUCUAACUGGGCAUGGGCAGCCACUACCUCCGGGUUUUCCAUCUCCUUUUCUAUUCCCUGAUGGAUUGUCCUCCAUAGAGACCCUUCUGACUAACAUCCAGGGUCUACUAAAGGUUGCUAUAGACAAUGCCAGAGCUCAAGAGAAACAGGUCCAACUGGAAAAGACAGAGCUGAAGAUGGAGCUCUUCAGGGAACGAGAACUGAGGGAAACUCUUGAAAAACAGUUGGCUGUGGAGCAGAAGAACAGAGCAAUAAUUCAGAAGAGGCUAAAGAAGGAAAAGAAGGCAAAAAGGAAAUUGCAGGAAGCACUUGAAUUUGAGACUAAACGACGGGAGCAAGCAGAACAGACACUGAAACAGGCAGCUUCAACAGAUAGUCUCAGGGUCCUAAAUGACUCUCUGACCCCAGAGAUAGAAGCUGACCGCAGCGGGGGCAGAACAGAUGCUGAAAGGACAAUACAAGAUGGAAGACUUUAUUUGAAAACUACUGUCAUGUAUUGAAUUUUUCUUUUUUUUUCUGCUGAAGAUACCUGUGCUACGAUAAAGAACUUUGCAGUAAGACAUUGGCUCAUAAGGAGUUCUGUGGAAAGAAAGCAUUUUCAAGCCAACUUCCUCAACUUCAUUUAUCAAUGUUCUUCAAAAAUGUAAAGAAUUCUGCAAGAGUGUCCUCCUUUGGUUAUCUCCUGUGGCUCAACCUGGAGAUCUAGAGAAUGUUUGUAAAUGUACAGUAGCACUCUUCUCACAGUGAAAAUCUGCAUCUCUGCGCCGGACUAUUGUAUCCAAAAUUACAGGCGGGUCAGAACAAGGCUGAGUAUUCCCUUUUUCAAGGAAUGCAGACUCUGUCCUCCUCUGAUGAUUCGAUAUUUGAGCACAUCAAACGAUCCUUCCAGCGGUGUCCAAGUACACUUACAGACUGUUAUAUCAUACCGAAACCAGCAAGACAGCUCAGAAAUGAACUUGUAGAGGGCAUAAAAGGAUUCUUAUUUAAAAAAAAAAAAAAAGAAAAAAA
Molecule: messenger RNA, 1821 nt
Organism: Charadrius vociferus (killdeer)
Lineage: Eukaryota; Metazoa; Chordata; Aves; Charadriiformes; Charadriidae
Gene: DACH1
Product: dachshund family transcription factor 1
Exons: 11
Source: RefSeq, a predicted model, not a curated record